This is a messenger RNA of Opisthocomus hoazin, 3297 nucleotides long. The record is from RefSeq and is a predicted model, not a curated record. NCBI's taxonomy places the organism in Eukaryota, Metazoa, Chordata, Aves, Opisthocomiformes, Opisthocomidae.
AUGAACUUGCCGCCCGACAAAGCCCGGCUGCUGCGGCAGUACGACAACGAGAAGAAGUGGGAGCUCAUCUGCGACCAGGAAAGAUUUCAAGUGAAGAAUCCACCCCACACGUACAUCCAGAAGCUGAAGGGCUAUCUGGACCCGGCUGUGACCAGGAAGGUGAGCAGCGUCCGGUUUCCUCUCGCCCGUCCCUCGUUCCUCCGUGAGGAUGCUCCCGGGCUUAACUUUGGGUGUAUCCUGGGUCGACAGUUACAACAGCCUUUAAAACACACCAACAAGAGGCAGCGAGGGCGUAGCAGAUCCUACCGCUGGCUGGCCCUGCCUUGUCCCAAACACCCGCCGCCUUGUGUCGCCGUGCAGUUCGCUGAGAAAUUCAGAAGGCGAGUUCAAGAGUCUACGCAGGUGCUCCGAGAACUGGAAAUUUCUUUGAGAACGAAUCACAUCGGGUGGGUCAGGGAGUUCCUGAACGAAGAAAACAAGGGCCUGGACGUUCUGGUGGAGUACUUGUCCUUUGCACAGUACGCAGUGACGUUUGACUUUGAAAGUUUGGAGAACAACGUGGAAAACUCGAUGGACAAGUCCAAGCCUUGGAGCCGGUCGAUCGAGGACCUGCACCGAGGCAGUAAUUUACCCUCGCCGGUCGGCAACAGCAUCUCCCGCUCUGGCAGGCACUCGAACUUGCGGUAUAGCACCUUGCCAAGCCGCAGAACGCUGAAGAAUUCCCGAUUAGUGAGUAAAAAAGACGACGUUCACGUCUGCAUCAUGUGUUUACGGGCCAUAAUGAAUUACCAGUAUGGAUUCAACAUGGUCAUGUCGCAUCCACAUGCCGUUAAUGAAAUUGCACUAAGUUUGAACAACAAGAAUCCCAGGACAAAGGCCCUCGUCUUGGAGCUUCUAGCAGCUGUUUGCCUCGUCAGAGGAGGGCACGAGAUCAUCCUCUCCGCGUUCGAUAACUUCAAGGAGGUGUGCGGAGAGAAGCAGCGCUUUGAGAAGCUGAUGGAGCACUUCCGAAAUGAAGACAACAAUAUAGACUUCAUGGUGGCCUGCAUGCAGUUCAUCAACAUCGUCGUCCACUCGGUGGAGGACAUGAACUUCAGAGUCCACCUGCAGUACGAAUUUACCAAGCUCGGCCUGGACGAGUACCUGGACAAACUGAAGCACACGGAGAGCGACAAACUGCAGGUGCAGAUUCAGGCUUACCUGGAUAACGUUUUCGAUGUGGGAGCGUUACUGGAGGAUGCUGAGACCAAGAACGCAGCCCUGGAAAGGGUUGAAGAACUGGAAGAAAACAUUUCCCAUUUGUCUGAAAAACUCCAAGACACGGAGAACGAAGCCAUGGCGAAGAUUGUGGAACUGGAAAAGCAGCUCAUGCAAAGGAACAAGGAGCUGGACGUGAUUCGGGAAGUCUACAAAGAUGCAAAUACCCAGGUUCACACCUUGAGGAAAAUGGUGAAGGAAAAAGAAGAAGCCAUCCAGCGACAGUCAACGCUGGAGAAAAAGAUCCACGAACUGGAGAAGCAGGGAACCAUCAAGAUCCAGAAGAAAGGUGAUGGCGACAUCUCUAUCCUGCCUGUUGCUCUGGCCUCCGGGACGGUGCCGGCAGCGUCAGAGGCCGUGGCUGGCAACUCUCUUGCACCGGGCGCUGGAGCUGCACCUUCGGUACCGUUGCCGCCACCUCCACCACCUCCACCUGCCUUAGCAGCAGCGUCUGAGACGGCCCCGCCGUCGGCACCCCCCCUGCCCGGGACAGCCUCUCCCACCGUGGUGUUCAACUCGGGGCUGGCAGCUGUGAAAAUCAAGAAGCCGAUCAAGACCAAGUUCCGCAUGCCGGUGUUCAACUGGGUCGCCCUCAAACCCAACCAGAUCAACGGGACGGUCUUCAACGAAAUAGAUGACGAGAGGAUCCUGGAGGAUUUAAAUGUGGACGAAUUUGAAGAAAUCUUCAAAACAAAAGCCCAAGGUCCAGCCAUUGAUCUUACUUCAAGCAAGCAGAAGAUAACUCAGAAAGGGUCCAACAAAGUCACGUUACUGGAUGCCAACAGGGCCAAAAAUCUCGCCAUUACUUUGAGGAAGGCUGGAAAGACGGCAGAUGAAAUAUGCAGAGCUAUUCACGUGUUUGACCUGAAAACGUUGCCGGUGGAUUUCGUCGAAUGCCUGAUGCGGUUCCUGCCCACCGAGAACGAAGUGAAGGUGCUGCGGCUCUACGAGCGGGAAAGGAAACCCAUCGAGAACCUGUCCGACGAAGACCGGUUCAUGAUGCAGUUCAGCAAGAUCGAGAGGCUGAUGCAGAAGAUGACCAUCAUGGCUUUUAUAGGCAACUUCGCAGAGAGCAUCCAGAUGCUGACGCCGCAACUUCACGCAAUAAUAGCUGCGUCGGUCUCAAUAAAGUCAUCCCAAAAGCUGAAGAAGAUACUGGAGAUAAUCCUGGCGCUGGGAAACUACAUGAACAGCAGUAAGCGCGGAGCCGUGUACGGAUUUAAGCUCCAGAGCUUGGACCUGCUCCUAGAAACAAAGUCGACAGACCGAAAGCAGACCCUGCUGCACUACAUUUCCAACGUGGUCAAGGAGAAGUACCAGCACGUAUCCCUCUUCUACAACGAGCUGCAUUACGUGGAGAAGGCUGCUGCAGUGUCUCUCGAAAACGUCCUCCUGGACGUGAAGGAGCUGCAGAGGGGCCUGGAUCUGACGAAGCGCGAGUACACCAUGCACGACCACAACACGAUGCUGAAGGAGUUCAUUCAGAACAACGAGGGGAAGCUGAAGAAGCUGCAGGACGAUGCCAAAAUAGCCCAGGAUGCCUUCGAUGAUGUUGUGAAGUACUUUGGGGAGAACCCCAAGACGACCCCCCCCUCGGUCUUUUUCCCGGUGUUUGUCCGGUUUGUGAAGGCCUACAAGCAAGCAGAAGAGGAGAAUGAGCUGAGAAAAAAACAGGAACAGGCCUUAAUGGAAAAACUCAUGGAGCAAGAAGCGUUGAUGGAGCAACAGGACCAAAAGUCUCCCUCACACAAAACAAAGCGGCAGCAGCAAGAGCUGAUCGCAGAGCUGCGGCGGCGGCAGGUCAAGGACAACAGGCACGUCUACGAAGGGAAGGACGGUGCUAUCGAGGACAUUAUCACAGCCCUAAAGAAGAAUAAUAUCACUAAAUUUCCAAAUGUUCACUCGAGGGUAAGGAUUUCUUCUAGCACACCGGUGGUGGAGGAUACACAGAGCUGGGGAUCCACGGCCCCUGGGCUGGUGACCGGCUUCACGCCCUCUCUCCGUUGUGGCCCUUUCUCCUCCGAGUUUCGCCCCAGCUAG